AUCAACUACAGAUUAACGUUCACUAGAUUUUAAAAUCCUUAUCAACCUAUAUAUGUUUGACAAAAUUUGUACAAGUGAAUGUCACCUGUGUUGUCAAUCAACAAUAUCAGGUAAUCAAAACAGUGAUCUGACAAAAACGGAUUGUUAGAACUUUCGGCAGUAUCGUUUAAGACAGUAUCCACGUGGACGGAUUGCAAUAAUAUUAUCAAAACUGCUAGAAUUGUGAGGAUAGAUGAAUCAAGGCGCAAGCUCUAGCAGUUGUAACAAAGAAACUUGCCAACCGAAAACUUGCUACAGUCAGCCAGUUAUGUCUUGCCCUUGGAUGACGCAGCAACCUCACGGACUUACACCAGGGACUUCUAAAAGUUGUGAUCCAGCUUCAAGUAGGCAAAUGCAAUCUGGACCCGACCCAUCAGCGAGACCAGACAGACCACUCGGACCACAAUCCUCACUCCAAACAUCUUCCAGUCAUUUCUUCUACUUCCUACGACUUAUGCAACUGUUCCCUGACACCCAUCCUGCGACGUUGCAUACUGUGUUGACAUUAUGCAAAAAUGACUUUUUCAGAGCUGUGGACAAACUGCUGUACGCUAAGAGGUGUAAAACGUUGUAUAGUAGAGGAAUGGGAGUGAUUAAAAGGUGUCCAACAAAUCGUGUCCAGCCAUACCGAGUGUAUGGAGCAGAUUAUCCGCGGUACACAACUUUACCGCAAGAAAAGAAAGAUGUACCUACACCUACGUUGCCUGUAGUGAACAUACGGAAUAUAAUCGAAAAAGAGCAAGAACAUGCUGAGAGUUUUCCCGCGGGAAAUUUGAAGCAGCAUAAAAACCAAGAAGCCCCUCCAGAAAAAAUAGCGCCAACGAUCGAUAGUGAACUCCAAGAUAAAGAAGUUCCACUUGGAGAAGAGGAGAAGGCCAUGAUAAUCAAUGAUUUGAGCAAUUUGGAACAAAAUGUGAUUGAUAAUAAUUUGGACGCAUUGGAGAGCCAUGAUGGCUUUGAUUCUGCGAAUGGGUUGAAGCUGAAAAGAAAUCGCCCUACUACUGAGAACUCGAGUUCCACUUCAGAGGAAGAAACUCCUCAACCGUACGGAGUGGUAUGUUUGACAAGUAGUGGUUGCUCACAAUUAGUUCCAGGUGAUAAAAUAAUUUUCAUGUGAUAGUUCGUAUUUUAUAUUUUACAUUAAUAAAAC
Molecule: messenger RNA, 1189 nt
Organism: Acanthoscelides obtectus
Lineage: Eukaryota; Metazoa; Arthropoda; Insecta; Coleoptera; Chrysomelidae
Source: the annotation of a GenBank genome assembly